UUAUUAUAAGCUUAUUCCAAGGAGCUCUCCCCUGCCUCUCCCUUACUUCCACUCAUAUAUAGUUUCAAGCUUUUUAUUUCCUUUGUAAUUUACGUAAAAUCUGAUUUCUAUUUUUUGCUGCAAUGGCGGCUUCUUCGACAAUUUCAAGUUCUAAUUUCAACCCUAACUCUACACAGAGAAAGCACAACUCGCCAUUAGAACGAAGGCCCCGAAUGCUGAAAGAUUUCCUCCACGAUGAUUCCAACUCGUCUUCCUUAAAUGGGUUCAAUUCAUUUCAGAGAAAAUAUUGCCAGAAUUCCAGCAUUUUCCGGGAAAAUCUAAACAACUGUCAAAGACUUCAAAGAAGCCGAUCAAAAGCCGCCUCAACAACAAUAUCAGCUUUCCAGGCAAUUAUCAACGCCAUUAAAAGCAUCCAUUUUGCUUCAUCGGUUAAAUCUCUUUCGAUCUUACUGCCCAGAAGCCUUUCACGUAAACUUUCCAAAAGGAACUCACAAUCACACCUCAACGUCGAAAACAAAGGAACGGGAAUCAAAAUUACCGUGAUAGUCAAAGAUAUCAUACGCUGGAAAUCGUUCCGUGAUUUAGUGGAGGAGAAAUCUCCACCGUCGGAUUUUGCUUCUUCUUCUUCCCCUCAAACAACUACAAAAAUGGGAUCCAACACUCCUUGUAGUAGUAGCAGCAACGGCUCAAGCUGGUGCGACAGCGAUUUCACCUCGGAAUAUUUACCGUCCGAUGAAUACGGUGAAAACGAAGCUGACAUCGUGGGUAAAAUAUUCUCACCGCGUGUCGGUAAGGAAGACCCCAUGGAGACGACGACGACGACAACAACAAAGACAGCAACUAACACAGAUAUGGGACCCAAACAUGCAAGGGAAGAGACAGAACAGAAGAGUCCAUUGUCGGUGCUUGAUUUUGAACAUGGUGCUGAACUGGUUUUGGAUCUAUUUCGAGAAGAAAUAGAGACGAAGUGGGAUCAAAAGGGGGAGGUCGAACGUGAAAUGGUAAAGCUGGUAAAAGCAUUGGAUUGGUAGAGAACAUGGCGAGACGUCAACAAGGGAGGGUUGUGUUAGAGAAAUGGAAAGGGAGGGAAGGUGGAGGAAUUGCGAGUUUCAUGAAGAACAACAAGAGUUGGCCAUGGGAGUGGAGAGAUGGGUGACGAAUAUUUUGGUGGAUGAAUUAUUAGUUGAUC
Messenger RNA from Hibiscus syriacus, 1189 nucleotides. RefSeq lists its product as uncharacterized. Bases 123 to 1031 code for a protein of 302 amino acids. The transcript has 2 exons. Lineage: Eukaryota; Viridiplantae; Streptophyta; Magnoliopsida; Malvales; Malvaceae. The record is from RefSeq and is a predicted model, not a curated record.